AUUAAACUAAUGUACAACAUGUUUUUUUGUUUUCACUUUCUUCCAUGUUUUGUCCCUAAUCUUGAAAUUAGGAUUUCCAAAGAUACAGAAGCUUCUUCUGUUUUCUUUUUCUGUUCAACCACAUUCUAUAUGUUGUGCUCUUUUACAUUAAUCUUCUCUUCUUCACCAUAAGUUUAUGGUUUAGACAUAAAAUUUUAGUUAUACUUCCUAAUUAAUUAAGAUUUAAGAGUUUUACGAUAUGGAAAUUGGCGGUAAUCUUGAAGUAGAUGUCAAUGGCCAACACAUUUUUUGGGUGAACAAGGAAAUCUUAGCACAAUUUUCUACUAAGUUGAGCAACUUAUUUGAAAAAAGGAGCAAAAAUGGAAACAAAGACAUGAAAAUAAUAUUCCAAGACUUUCCGGGUGGGCCGGCAGGUUUCGAGCUUAUUACAAGGUUUAUCUACAACAAUGGUGUCCUUGACGUAAGUUGUUCAAAUGUAUUGUUUCUAAACCACGUAGCCAAAUAUAUGGAAAUGAACAAAGAAGUUUCUAGAAGGUUUAGUUUGAUCGAUCAAACCGAGAAGUUUCUAGAAGGAAUCGAGUUUUGGGCAUGGACCGAGCUCUUACUAGGGUUAAUAGACGGCCAACGUUUAUUACUCGAAAUCGAGCAAGUUUCUUCGGUUCGAAGAUUAGUAGGUGAGGUUGUGGAACGGGUUGGAUCGCGUUGUUUAACAACCCCUUCUUCGCUUUCUUCAAAGUGUUCGAGUUUUCGAUCUUCUUAUGAUUCUAAGAGCACUCUGAGUAGUACUAAAAGUGGUUAUUCUCGUAUGUUUUGGUGGUUCGAGGAUCUUUCAUGUCUUAACAUCGAUUUAAUUGACAUGAUCGUGAGGAAAAUGGUAUCAGAGAAAUUCGACCCUCUUACAGUAAGUAAGUUCCUCUUCCACUACCAAAAGGUUAGGGUUCUGGGAACGUCAAAUAUCGUCGUAAGGGCUAAAAUUGUCGAAAAAAUAAUCGACCUACUUUCUCUCCUUGAUAAGAGAAGUAUUUCCAUCAAAGGGUUGUUUGAGACCUUAAGAAUAGGUUCAAAUUUGAUUCUAAGGCAACCUUACAAGAAUCAAUUAGAGAUUUUAAUUGGUUUGCAACUCGAUCAAGCUACAUUAGACGAUUUAAUUCUUCGUUCUCCACCGAAGAAAACAAAGAGAUGUACAAUGUAUAAUGUUGAUCUUGUACUAAGGUUUUUGAAGAAUUUUCUCCUAGACGGGAACAUCAGUCAUAAGCUUUGCUCAUAUCGAUUGAAAAGAGUAGCGAGGUUGGUGGAUUAUUUUGCUAGUGAAAUUGCACCGGAUUAUCGAUUGAAACCCUCCAAGUUUAUUGCACUUAUCAUGGUGAUCCCGGAUUCUGCUCGUGACUCUUGUGACAAAAUAUGUCAAGCUAUUGAGAUCUACCUUGAGGUUCAUCCAAGACUCAAUGAAGAACAAAAGAUGAAUAUUUGUGCGGCAUUGAACUACAACAAACUUUCAUCACAAGUACUUAGUCGGCUCUCUAGAAACACUAGCUUUCCAUUGGUAGCGAUUGUACAAGCCUUGUAUCAUCAAGAUCCUACACUAAAAAGCUCUGUUAAGGAUCCGAAUCAUCGGAAAUUGCUUAGGAGUUUGGGCUGUAAGAGUCGUGAAGCGAAAGCGUUCAUGUAUAGGGAUGAGAUUCCGGUGAAAGAAUUGGCGAAGAACGAGAUGUUUAGAGUCCAUCUACAAGAAAUGGGAUGGACAAUUUUAGAAUUGGAAAAUAUGUUUGGUAAGUUGCAAACUCAUUAUGUUACAAAUGUCAUGACACCAAAAGUUUGUUGUGUACAUAAUGUUAAACAUCUCCCUAAGCUUUGUUCAUAAUGGGAAGUAUUUGUAACGUACUAAUUAAUGUAUAUUACUACAUCAUUUUAGUUAACAUUUAUGGCUUGAACCCAUGAAAUGAAAAUUAUCUC
Spinacia oleracea (spinach) is the source of this 1953-nucleotide messenger RNA. RefSeq names its product BTB/POZ domain-containing protein At3g22104-like. NCBI's taxonomy places the organism in Eukaryota, Viridiplantae, Streptophyta, Magnoliopsida, Caryophyllales, Amaranthaceae. The transcript has 3 exons. Bases 239 to 1861 code for a protein of 540 amino acids. Gene Ontology annotation, molecular function: protein binding. The record is from RefSeq and is a predicted model, not a curated record.